AUGUUAGGUUCUUCUCAUCAGCACCACUGGGAUUACCAUGAUCAGGACGCAUGGUUAUCUGUGUUUGAACACUGUAGUGGAAAAGCUCAGUCUCCAAUCAACAUAGACACUUAUAAGGUUUUCUAUGAGCCCAAACUCCCUCCCAUUAAACUGGAGGGUUAUGAUCUCACCGGCUCUCCCGCUCUUACCCUCAUCAACAAUGGACACACGUUGCAGCUGAGUCUGCCGAGCAGCGUGCGCAUCAUGAAGGGAUUCGAUCACGUUUACGUCGCAGCCCAGCUUCACUUCCACUGGGGAACUAAAGAGGUCCCUGGCUCAGAGCACACCAUAGAUCAUGUUCAUUUCCCUGCUGAGAUCCAUGUGGUUCAUUAUAACUCCAAAUAUGUAGAUAUCAUUGAGGCUGCUAGUAAAGCUGAUGGAUUGGCAGUGUUAGGAGGAUUCAUAGGUAUCGGCCUCCAUGACAAUGACAACUAUGAGAAGAUCCUGUCUGCGUUAACAGACAUCAGCAUAGAGGAGUCAGACACUGAGAUUCCUGGUUUUAAUGUGCGCCAUCUGCUGCCGGACUGCUUGGACAGGUUUUAUAGGUACAACGGGUCCCUGACGACCCCACCGUGUUUCCAGACGGUCAGCUGGACUGUGUUCAACGAUUCAAUCAGAGUCUCAAGAAGACAGCUCACCGCCUUGGAGGAUACAUUGAAAACUGAACACAACAAGCUUUUGUCCAAAAAUUUCAGAGCGCCACAGCUUCUGCAUGGAAGAAAAGUGUUGGCAUCUUUCCAAACAGAAUCCACUACAGGAAAAGCCAGAGAAGCUCCUACACCUGAAACACAAGACUACAAAAUAAUGGAGUCUAGUGGACACAUUCUGGCGAUUAUCUUUGGGGUUCUGUUUGCUGUCACGUUGCUGCUCUUUUCCAUGUACACAUAUCUACAGCAGUCAAAGUUAAAAAAAGACUCCAAGCAAAAUGUUGUUUAUAAACCAGCUGCCGUUGAAGAAGACAUAGAUCAGACCAGUUACUGUAACAUAAAGCACAAAUUUAUUCAGAAACUUGUUUUUGUAUUGUUUGCUUGUUAA
Molecule: messenger RNA, 1074 nt
Organism: Carassius carassius (crucian carp)
Lineage: Eukaryota; Metazoa; Chordata; Actinopteri; Cypriniformes; Cyprinidae
Product: carbonic anhydrase 14-like
Exons: 11
Coding region: 1-1074 (357 amino acids)
Cellular component (GO): plasma membrane
Molecular function (GO): zinc ion binding; carbonate dehydratase activity
Source: RefSeq, a predicted model, not a curated record